Mustela lutreola (European mink) is the source of this 4994-nucleotide messenger RNA. It is a transcript of the gene SLC26A5, whose product is annotated as solute carrier family 26 member 5. Gene Ontology annotation, molecular function: secondary active sulfate transmembrane transporter activity; chloride transmembrane transporter activity; bicarbonate transmembrane transporter activity. The transcript is spliced from 19 exons. The coding region runs from base 139 to 2364 and encodes 741 amino acids. The record is from RefSeq and is a predicted model, not a curated record. Lineage: Eukaryota; Metazoa; Chordata; Mammalia; Carnivora; Mustelidae. Gene Ontology annotation, cellular component: membrane. Gene Ontology annotation, biological process: transmembrane transport.
AGCAGAGCGAGGUGGUGGCGGCAGGGGCUACGGAGCGCGGGGGCGCGGCGGCUCGGCCCUGGGCAGCCCCGGGCAGCGCCGGCCGUGACACUCAGGAAAUGCUUGUCUCCUGCUGUUGAUGCAUCAUCUCCCAGUACUAUGGAUCAUGCUGAAGAAAAUGAAAUCCUCGCAGCAAGCCAGAGGUACUAUGUGGAAAGGCCUAUCUUUAGUCACCCAGUCCUCCAGGAAAGACUGCACAAGAAGGACAAGAUUUCGGAUUCCAUCGGGGAUAAGCUGAAACAGGCGUUCACAUGUACUCCUAAGAAGAUACGAAAUAUCAUUUAUAUGUUCCUGCCCAUAACAAAAUGGUUACCAGCAUAUAAGUUCAAAGAGUAUGUGUUGGGUGACUUGGUCUCAGGCAUAAGCACGGGGGUCCUUCAGCUUCCUCAAGGGUUAGCCUUUGCAAUGCUGGCUGCUGUGCCUCCCGUGUUUGGCCUGUACUCUUCAUUUUAUCCUGUUAUCAUGUAUUGUUUUUUUGGAACCUCCAGACACGUAUCCAUAGGUCCAUUUGCUGUGAUUAGCCUGAUGAUUGGCGGCGUGGCAGUCCGAUUAGUACCAGAUGAUAUUGUCAUCCCAGGAGGAGUAAAUGCAACCAACGGCACGGAAGCAAGAGACGCCUUGAGGGUGAAAGUCGCCAUGUCUGUGACCUUACUUUCGGGAAUCAUCCAGUUUUGCCUAGGUGUCUGUAGGUUCGGAUUUGUGGCCAUCUAUCUCACCGAGCCCCUGGUCCGGGGCUUUACCACCGCGGCAGCUGUGCACGUCUUCACCUCCAUGUUGAAGUACCUGUUUGGAGUGAAAACAAAGCGGUACAGUGGGAUCUUUUCAGUGGUGUAUAGUACAGUUGCUGUGUUGCAGAAUGUUAAAAACCUCAACGUGUGUUCUCUAGGCGUCGGGCUGAUGGUUUUUGGUUUGCUGUUGGGUGGCAAGGAGUUUAAUGAGAGAUUUAAAGAGAAAUUGCCGGCACCCAUUCCUUUAGAGUUCUUUGCGGUGGUGAUGGGGACUGGCAUUUCAGCUGGGUUUAACCUAAAAGAAUCAUACAACGUGGAUGUCGUCGGGACACUUCCUCUGGGGCUACUGCCUCCUGCCAACCCGGACACCAGCCUCUUCCACCUCGUGUACGUGGAUGCCAUUGCCAUAGCCAUUGUUGGCUUUUCGGUGACCAUCUCAAUGGCCAAGACCUUGGCAAAUAAACAUGGCUACCAGGUUGAUGGCAAUCAGGAGCUCAUUGCCCUGGGACUGUGCAAUUCCAUUGGCUCACUCUUCCAGACUUUCUCCAUUUCAUGCUCCUUGUCUCGAAGCCUUGUUCAGGAGGGAACUGGAGGGAAGACACAGCUUGCAGGUUGUUUGGCCUCACUAAUGAUUCUGCUGGUCAUAUUAGCCACCGGAUUCCUCUUUGAAUCAUUACCCCAGGCUGUGCUGUCGGCCAUUGUGAUCGUCAACCUGAAAGGAAUGUUUAUGCAAUUCGCAGAUCUCCCGUUUUUCUGGAGAACGAGCAAAAUAGAACUGACCAUCUGGCUUACCACUUUUGUUUCCUCCUUGUUCCUGGGAUUGGACUAUGGUUUGAUUACAGCUGUGAUCAUAGCUCUGCUGACUGUGAUUUACAGAACACAGAGUCCCAGCUACAAAGUCCUUGGACAGCUUCCUGACACUGAUGUGUAUAUCGAUAUUGAUGCAUAUGAAGAGGUGAAAGAAAUUCCUGGAAUAAAAAUAUUCCAAAUAAAUGCCCCAAUUUAUUAUGCAAAUAGCGACUUGUAUAGCAGUGCUUUGAAAAGAAAGACAGGAGUGAACCCAGCACUCAUAAUGGGAGCGAGAAGAAAGGCCAUGAAGAAGUAUGCUAAGGAAGUUGGAAAUGCAAAUGUGGCCAACGCAACCGUUGUCAAAGUGGACGCAGAAGUAGACGGAGAAGAUGCCACAAAGCCUGAAGAAGAGAAUGAUGAAGUAAAAUAUCCCCCGAUAGUCAUCAAGAACACAUUCCCUGAGGAACUGCAACGAUUUAUGCCCCCCGGGGAGAACAUUCACACCGUCAUUCUGGAUUUCACGCAGGUCAACUUUAUUGACUCUGUUGGCGUGAAAACCCUGGCUGGGAUUGUUAAAGAAUAUGGAGAUGUCGGUAUUUAUGUGUAUUUAGCAGGAUGCAGCGCCCAAGUUAUAAACGACCUCACUCAGAAUCGAUUUUUUGAGAACCCGGCCUUGAAGGAGCUUCUGUUCCACAGCAUUCACGAUGCGGUGCUCGGCAGCCAGCUUCGGGAAGCCCUUGCUGAGCAGGAGGCCUCGGCUCUCCCUCCCCAGGAGGACUCGGAGCCCAACGCCACGGCCGAAGCAUAGAUGAAGAACUCGGCUGGGAUGGGGUAGGCGCCUCUCGUGAAAUGACUCAUCAUUACACAGUUUAAGUACUAGACACUAGUUUUUUCUUCCUAAGGGUAAAUAUCAGUAGUCAAGGCUUGAUUUGGAGGGUGAAUGACGCAUAGAAAGAUGUAUCUUACUUGUGGGUUUUUUUUUUUAAUUGAAUAUUUCAAAGAAAAACUGUCCUCUUGUCUGCAUUUCUCGUGCAGUGACUUUUUUUACUUAAAUUCGAUUAGCCAACAUAGAGUACAUCCCUAGUUUUUGAUGUAGUGUUCAGUGAUUCAUUAGUUGCGUCUAACACCUCGCGCCCAUCACAACACGUGUCCUCAAUACCCAUCACCCAGUUUCCCCAUCCUCCUACCCACCUCACCUUCUGCAGCCUUCAGGUUGUUUCCCAGAGUCAAGAGGUUCCCAUGGUUUGUCUCCCUCUCUGACUUCUUCCCAUUCAGUUUUCCCUCACUCCCCCUGUGGUCCUCUGCACUAUUCCUUAUGUUCCACAUAUGAGUGAAACCAUAUGAUAAUUGUCUUUCUCUGCUUGACUUAUUUCACUCAGCAUAAUCCCCUCCAGUUCCAGCCACUCCGAUGUAAAUGGUGGGUAUUCAUCCUUUCUGAUGGCUGAGUGAUGGUCCAUUGUAUGAAUGAACCACAUCUUCUUUAUCCAUUCAUCUACUGAAGGACAUCUUGGCUCCUUCUACAGUUCGGCUAUUGUGGACAUUGCUGCUAUGAACACUGGGGUGCAGGUGCUCCUUCCUUUCACUACAUCUGUAUCUUUGGGGUAAAUACCUAGUAGUGCAAUUGCUGGGUCAUGGGGUAGCUCUAUUUUUAACUUUUUGAAGAACCUCCAGACCAUUUUCCAGAGUGGCUGUAUUAGCUUGCAUUCCCACCAAGAGUGUAAAAGUGUUCCCCUUUCUCUUCAACCUCUCCAACGUUUGUUGUUUCCUCUUGUUAAUGUUAGCCAUUCUGACUGGUGUGAAGUGGUACCUCAUUGUGGUUUUGAUUCGUAUUUUCCCGAUGACAAGUGAUGUGGAGUAUUUUUUUCAUGUAUCUGUUGGCCAUUUGUAUGUCUUCUUUGGGAAAGUGUCUGUUCAUGUCUUUUGUCCAUUUCUUGACUGGAUUAUUUGUUCUUUGGGUGUUGAAUUUGAUAAGUUCUUUACAGGUCUUGGAUACCAGCCCUUCAUCUGUAAUGUCAUUUGCAAAUAUCUUCUCCCAUUCCAUGGGUUGCCUUUUAGUUUUCUGUGCAGCUUUUUAUCUUGAUGAAGUCCCAAUAGUUCAUUUUGUGUGCAGUGACAUUUCUGUUACUCUUCAGUAUUACCUUUAUAAACUGAGAACUUAAGAAGUUACUUCUUUUAACUACUUUACCUACAAAUCAGAUAUGCUGUCCCCAGGUGGGUAGUGGCUCCUUACUCUUAUACUUCAUUUAUAGGACUUUUGUAAUCAGAUUUAUCUAACAGAAGGAGCAAGCACACCAUUUUCUAGAAGUCCUUUUAAAACAACCUUUGAUUAUUAAACAGCCAAAAAAUUAGAAAAAAAUAGAAGAAACAAUUAUAUUGCUACCACUCAGAGAUUAUCACUAACACUUUAAUGCACUUCCUUCCACAUCUUUUUCUGUGUGUAUAUAUUUUCCUCUUUUAACCAAAGGAAGAUCAUAUUCAACAGUGCUCUAUAAUCCAUUGUUUUCAAUCAAAAUUCCUUGCUUUCUCAUUCCAGAAUACUUUCACCUCAGACCAUAUAUUCAAAUAUCCAGUCGUCCUCAAAUUUGUAGUUAACCAACUGUAAUUGGUCUGUCCAAACUAGUACCCAUUUCGUGACCAACACUACAACUGGUCAUGUCCCUUCAAGUCCCUUAGGUCCAUCUUAAUCCAGCAUAGUCCCUUUUAUGACAUUGGGUUGUUUAAAGAGACUGGAGCAGUUGUCCUGUAGAAUCCCAUCUUGAUUUUUCAAUAUGUGAUUUCUCCUGUCCCUUUAUUUCCUGAACUACCUGUAAUCUAAAAGUUAUAUCUAAAAGUUUCAUGGAUUGAAAUAAAACAUUUUUUGCUGGAAUUUUUUUGCUGUUAUCAGACAUAUGCUUUCAAUCUCUUCACAUUAGAAAACACAAACUACCUAGUUGACCCACCAUUAACAACGCUAAGGUAGAUCACCGGAUUAACAGGACAGUCUAAUCCCCCAUUUACACUUUACCGUCCAUGACUAGUAAGUUGCCUAUAUGAUGCUCCUUUGGCAUUGAAUGAAUGCCCAGUUCCCCAUUAGCCCUUUAUGGAUUUUAACAUCUAAUAAUAAUCCUUGCCUGAAUCAAUAAUUUUAUUAAGGUUUAAUUUUUUUUUUCCAUUUCUCCCAUUUCUUCAGCAUUUAUUAGUUCCUGUUUCUUUAUAAACUACAACUAUUCUCUCUUCCACUUGAGCUAUUUGGUCAUCCUUAAAUGCAUCUUUUACUGGGAGGCAGGUUAAACAUUUUAUUUUUUCCAUUUAAUUAUUAACUUCAAAGUAAGGAGUUGGUUUAACAAAUGAUGACAAAUUAGGUCCUUUUAUAUCUCUUUUUUUUGUGUGUAAUUAUAGGCUCAUGGAUUUUUUUUUUUUAAGAUUGUAUUUAUUUAUUUAUUUGACAGAGAAACAGAG